AUCAACUCAUCUUGACGACACGCUGGGGUUCAUAUUGGAUACAACCGGCUCAUUGCAAUUGCAUCUGCGGGUUCUCUUUGAGAAAAGACCUUACGUUUCAAGGAAAAACCACUUUGGCGCCCCUUCAAUUAAACUUUGCUGAUUUGAUAUUAAUAAGGUUAUAACACUAGUGAAAGAAAUAAGUACUUUAGUCCCUUACAUAAGGGUAUCGACUAAUUCUCAAAUAACAUCUUAAAACAAUACUAUGAAGAAACGACCUGAUGGAGUAAAUUCAAGCUCAAAACUUGACCCCCCAAUCGAAAUUGGACAUUCAAAUCAUCACCAUAUUGAUACCGGAAUAGAUCAGCCAUUCCCGCCUCCUCCAACCCUCCAUAACUCAAAGAAUUCGAAAAAGGCAAACGUUUUUUCAAAAUCUUUUAAAAAAUUCUCAAAAGGCUCUUCAAUCUUCACCCAUCAAUCUUCCAGCACCGAAUUUCUUCCCUCCAUAAAUCAAAAUAUAGAUGAAGAGUCUUCCACCACUAGUAGACUGUCUCCAAAAACUUCCACUUAUUCCGGGUCUCAAAAUGACUUCCAAGCAAUUGGAUACGACGCUACCUCGGAUUCAAAAGAACCAAUCCAUGUCAUGUAUUUACCCGAUCGCUCUGCUUCUCAACAAAGCGUUCCUCAAUUAUUAUCUCCUCGUCAAGUAUCCAUCGGAUCCCAAUCCUCAGAGCAAAGAGAACGCUCUCAAUCCCAAUCCCAAUCUCUGUAUCAUUCUCAUCAUCAAUUGCAUAAUUUUUCAAAUCAUGAUUUCUCAGAACCUCAAAUCCCUAAUAAUGAUGAUAAUAAUGGUUACGCUAAUAGCGUCACUAGUAGUGGCCACAGUAUUAACUCCUUGGAUCCUAAAGCAAAAUAUCAAAAUGACUCCUUAAAUCAAAACACUCCUGGUUUAGCAGAAAUCGGUUUGGGCUUGGCUGGGUUUGGUCUAUCUAAUGAUGAUAUCGCUCCUCCUCCCCCUUUAAAAGAUCAUCAGACUCCUAAAGAUAAACCUUCCUCGGGUACUCCUUUACAUACCAUUUAUCAAAAUGAACCCACCCUGAUUAAAUCUCCUCCUUCCCUUUCAGCACCUCCUGCCUCCACUUCGGUAAAUCAAUACUCAGAACAAAAUCCUCCUCCAGUUCCUCCUCAUUCCCCGUCCCUUGUUCCUCCUCCUAAUAUCCUGAAAGGUUUCUCAUUAUCUCCAAAGAAGGCUCGUUCCAAAUCUUCUUCUUCUAAACGGAACGUUUCGCCAGUGCAAUUCACUACUACUGUUUCUCCAAAACAAACAACUCAUUCAUCUUCAGCAAAUUCCUUGGUAUCAUAUAGUGCUGUGGCUUCUCAAUUGAACCAAAUGCCAAAACCUCAUAUAGUCGAUGAAUUAUUCGCAAAUUUACUUUCUACUAGAAUAUUUCCUGAUCAAUCUUUUAAAAAUAUUACCACAAAACGUAAAUGGGAACUAUUAUUAAGUGAAAAUGAAAAUAAUUCAGAUUUUGAUUUACCAAAAUUUAAUAAUGAUUCCUAUUAUUUUGGAUCCCCAAAUAAUAUUCAUAGUCCCAAUGGUCUGGGGGUUCCUAAAGUUACUGAAAGUUUAAAUGAAUUACUUGAUGAUGGGCACGGACUGUCCAUGAAAUCAAGCUCUUCUUAUUCUUCUACAAUAACUUCACCAACUAAGCUGAAACAAUUUUCUUCAAUCAAAAAUCUCUCUCGAAGAGUAGGACAAUCAAAUGAUAAUUCAAGUUCGUCAACACUAAUUACUAAUAACAGUCAAUCUUCGACUAAUAAUAACUCAAUUAAAAAAAAUAGCUUUGAAGAUCAAAAUUCAAUUCGCAACAAAAAGAAAUCUUCUGAAUCAGGACCCUUAGAUAAUGAAUCUAAUCAUGGAUCAGGUUCUCAAAAUAUAUCUUCGCUCUACAAAAAACUGAAAUUAAAAGAAGGUUCUCCUGAAUGGUAUGUUUCUCGUAUUAUGUCCAAUAAAUUGACUUUAAAAGAAUAUAAAAAAUUAGAAAAAAGAUUAUCAGAAAGUAAGUACGCUCUUUGGGCUACUAAAUUUAAUCAAUCUCAAGGUGAAACAGCAUUAUCUGUUAUCUUGAGUAGAAUUAAUAAGAAGAGUAUCAAAUCUAAUGAAGAAUUUGAUAAAGAACAUGUAAUUGUCAAAUGUUUGAAAAAUAUUUUGAAUUUAGAAAGAUUUGACGAAAUUGAAGAAGAUGCUAAAGCUUCUAAAGACUCACGAUUUAGCUCCUCGAUUGGUGUUAAGCAUCGUGAUCAAGUGAUUAAAUCAAUCAUCUUCUCUUUGAUAUCUCCAAAAUUAUCAACAAGAAUUCUCGUUACCGAAGUCCUUAUUUUCUUAUCGUAUUACAGAGGGGCUAAUUUCUUACCUCAGAUUUUAGAUAGUAUGGUGGCUGUUCAAGAUUUCACUAGAGACUUUGUUCGAUUUCAACCAUGGUUAGGUGCUUUCGAAUCGUUUCUUGAUCAAUACUUCACCAAUGAUGUCCGAGCAGGAGAUUCUAAUUUCAAAAAUUAUUCAUUGACCACUCUUUUGUUGAUUAAUUCAAUCAUGGAAGGAACUUCUCAAAUAAAAAAGCGUAUUUCUUUGAGAAGAGAGUUUAAUGAUUCGAGAUUGUUGAAAGUAUUUGAUAAAAUUAGAGUUAUCAAUGACGACAGAAUUAAUGAAGAAAUCGAAAAAUAUGAAGCUUUUGCUGAAGAAGAUUAUACCGAAUUUUUCAAUUUAGGAAAUCAAUUUAAACAAAAUGAUAAUGAAUCGUUUGAUGUUGUUAGUUUGGAUGACUUAUAUGGUGACUUGAAGCGCUCUUUUAAUGACAAUCAAACUGAAGAAGACAAGGACGAUAAUGAUGACGUACACUUAAAGUCAAUCUUUCAAAAAUUCCUCAUGUUGAAGGAUAGUGGUAGAUCAGAUAAAGAAAUAAACAAGCUUUUAUUAUUGAUCGAUUCUGUGAUGCAGCAUAUUGUUGCAGAGUCAACCAUGAUUGGUUCUGAUGCGGUUUCCGUUUUGAACAGCUCUAUCCAACGUUUGAUGGAUAGAAUGACCACGGACGAUACUGCGAGAAGGGCAGUUUUAGAAACAAGAGAAUUGACCAGGACAGUGAAGGUUUUAGAAGAAGAGAAAAAACAAUUGGAAUUAGAGGCUAGUUUUGGUCUUAACCAAACAGUGGCUAAUUUAAAGAAGGAAAAUGGUUUGAGUGCAAUAAAGAUUGCAGCCCUAGAAAAACAAAUUGACUCCUUACAAAUGAAGAUUAAAUACCUAACCGAAGAAAGACAGAAAUGGAUUAAAUUUGCAUCGUCUAAUAAAAAUAACGCAUCUAGUAUUCAGGAUUCACCUUCUUCACCGCCUUAUCGAGCAAAUUCAGUUAGACAUAAUAGUAUUGUCAGUGAGCUAGAAACUGUUUAUUCCACAAAAAGCGGGAGAUCAAAUAACGACAAGAUUACGAUUGAUUUAUCGAAGGAUGAUUUUGUUAAUUCGGAUGACAUUUCCAUUAUAUCAGAAAACUAUCCUUCUCGUUCGAAAUCGGUGAGAAGUAAGUAUAGUUACACUGCACCCAAGUCAAGUGAUAGCGAAACUUUCGAUAAUAAAGUGAAAGAAGAUGUUGAUGAAAGUACUACCAAGAAUACGGAAAGUGAAAAACUUGAUGAAGCUUCAUCAACACCUGCGCAACCUGCAGUACCACCACCACCACCACCACCAGUACCCUUCUUCUUAACUGCAAAAGCUUCCGAACGGCUGGCAAAUGUAGCUUCAGGAGCACAAACUCCAGGAGCGCCACCUCCACCUCCGCCACCUCCACCAAUUCCCAACUUUAUGAAAGCCGCCAGAGUACCUGCAGACUCAGAUCAGGGAUCUGCUGGACCACCAGCACCCCCACCCCCUCCUCCAUUACCUCCAAACAUGGCACCAUUUUCGCCUGCAUUACCACUCUCCCAAAGCAAUUCACAACCAGGCACUCCAGUCGGCCAACAGAGUAAUGAUAAUUCUUUCGUGGACAGAUCAACGUCAUUCAAUGAUUUAACAGACAACGGCAGUUUUGGUGAAUUAUUACAAAACAAUUCUCAAAUAUCACUCAUACCUCAUGUUAGACCAAAAACUAAGCUUAAACAGAUGCACUGGGAUAAAUUAGAUGCAAUUGACAAAACUUUUUGGUCAGAUAUUCAACACGAAGAAUUGGCAGACAAAUUAGUUGAAAAGGGUGUCUUGAAGGAAGUCGAAAGGGCUUUCGUUGCCAAAUCAUCUGUGAUAAAACUCAAGAAAGAUGUUAAAUCUGAGUCUGGCAAUUCAAGUAAAAUUACGUUUUUACCAAGAGACUUGGCUCAACAAUUUGGAAUUAAUUUGCACAUGUUUGCCAAUUUAUCUGUAGAUGAAUUGAUUUUGAAAAUAGCACAUUGCCAUAGAGACAUUUUGGAUAAUAUUAGUGUUCUAGAAUUCUUCAAUAGUGAUAGUUUGAAUGAAUACAGUGAUACUUUGACUAGAAACUUCCUUCCAUAUACAACUGAUUUCAGUAAGCCUGAUUCUAAGCCUUCGAAGCCAGUGGAAGAACUAGACAGGCCAGAUAGACUAUAUCUUGAAAUAUUUAACAUGAGACAUUACUGGAAAUCCAGGUCAAGAAGUCUUUUGUUAGUACAAACUUAUCAGAAAGAGUACAUGGAUUUGAUGAAAAAGUUACAAGUUGUUGACGAAGCCAAUAAAAGUCUUAGUUCUAGUAAUAGCUUGAGAUAUGUUUUAGGCAUUAUUAGAUCUGUUGGUAAUUUUAUGAAUGAUUUUUCCAAGCAAGCAUUAGGUUUUAAAUUAGAAACUUUACAGAGAUUGAAAUUCAUGAAAGACGAGUCAAACACGAUGACCUUUUUACAUUAUGUUGAAAAAGUUAUCAGAAAUGCCUUUCCUGAAUUUGGUUCUUUUGUUGACGAAUUAAGUGCUUUAACUUCUAUUAAUAAUAUCGCUAUCGAGCAGUUAGAAAAUGAUUGUUUUGAUUUUGAAAAAGUCAUUAAUAAUGUAUCAAGUUCUAUAACGAAAGGGAACUUGAGUGAUAAUUCGUACUUUCAUCCAGAAGAUAGAAUAUUACUGAAGAUAACUGGACCAUUAGAAAACGCAAAAAUCAAGAACGCUCUUUUGCAAAGCCACUUAAAAAGAACAAUUGAAGAUCAUAAUGCUUUGAUGGAGUACUUUGGUGAAAACCCUAAGGAUUCUCAGAGUCGAAAUACUUUCUUUAGUAAGUUUUCUGUUUUUGUUUUGGAAUUUAAGAAGGCGCAUGUUGAAAAUAUUCAAAGAGAAGAAGACCAAAGAGCAUACGAGGCAAGAAAACGCUUGAUUGAAGAAAGAGCCAUCAGACAAACUCGAGGAGGCAGUCCUAGCAAAAAGUCCACUACAUCAUCUUCCAAGGAUUCUAACCGUAAUAAAGAAGCACUUGAUGAUGAUGACGACGACGACGACGACGAAGACGAAGACGACGAAGAUGCUGAAAUUGCAGGUGACAUUGGUUCAGCUAAGACCGAUAAAGAAAAUGCCGCUGAUUCUGGCUCGAGUAGUGCUGUGAUUGAUGAUUUAUUAGAUAAAUUGAAAUCAAGCGGUCCAGCCAUAUCUACAUCAAGUGCUAGAGAGAGAGGACGUAAACAUAGAAGAAGUAAGGCCUUAUCUUUUUACUCUACAAUGUCCUUAGAUGACUUAUUAGAACAGGUUUCUGGUAGUAAUUUCCAUGGACGUAAAGGCAGUAAUGUGAACAACAUUAAUUCUGCUACCGCAUUAGCAUUAACAAAACAACAAACUUCAUAUAACGAGUAUGAAAGCGUCAGUCUGUUGAAGAGAAGAAUGACAACCAGAAGAAAACAACAAUCACAAUCACCAGUGGACUCUGAAUCUGGUAUCAAACCAGAUCAAGUUAUGCUCAGAGCCCAGGUAAUGUUGAAUCAAUUGAGAAGCGAGAAUAAAAGUAACGAACUGAUCGAUUCCGAAGACGUAGGACCUAAUGGUUCCAGUCUUAGUCUCAAUGAGGAUAAGCUUCUUAGACUAGGAUUAUCUUCGAAAAAUAACUCUGCCAAUACCUCCAAAUCAGAAAUUGAAGCUGAAGACGAAUCAAAGGAAGCGAAACCCGAUUCCGAGUCUCCUUCAGCCGAAAUAACCACCACUCCUACAGACUAAAUGCCUUACCAUCUCAUUUAUUCAUGAAAUAGUUAUAAUAAAAUUUUGCAUCAAUUUAUAAAAAUAUUCAUCUGUAUGUACGGGUCUCUCUGGACCAGAAAAUAUUACAGAGUCAGAUCCAGUCUUCUUACACCCUUCGGCUCAGAGUCAGCUUCAAUGCAUACAAAGUUUGUAAGGCACGAGUCAAACCCACCCGAGUCACCCUUCUUCAAUCUUCUGAUUAGGCUAACGGCCCUUGUUUGGGGUCCUAGUCCUUGCAGUAAUUUGACUUUCUUUGUUGCAGCCACUCAUUUUGUCUUUCUCUUUCUCUUUCAAAGCAUCAUAGUUAUUGGUGUAUUCUUGCUAAUUGAAUAUCCAAUUAGAUAUAGCCAUUUUAAUGACUCAUCGGC
Messenger RNA from Hyphopichia burtonii NRRL Y-1933, 6549 nucleotides. RefSeq names its product Bnr1p (gene BNR1). Lineage: Eukaryota; Fungi; Ascomycota; Pichiomycetes; Serinales; Debaryomycetaceae. The record is from RefSeq and is a predicted model, not a curated record. The transcript has a single exon. Gene Ontology annotation, cellular component: cellular bud neck; cell division site; mating projection tip. The coding region runs from base 245 to 6160 and encodes 1971 amino acids. Gene Ontology annotation, molecular function: small GTPase binding; actin binding. Gene Ontology annotation, biological process: barbed-end actin filament capping; actin filament bundle assembly; mitotic actomyosin contractile ring assembly.